This is a messenger RNA of Anthonomus grandis grandis, 3674 nucleotides long. RefSeq names its product helicase POLQ-like. The record is from RefSeq and is a predicted model, not a curated record. NCBI's taxonomy places the organism in Eukaryota, Metazoa, Arthropoda, Insecta, Coleoptera, Curculionidae. The transcript is spliced from 17 exons. Gene Ontology annotation, molecular function: nucleic acid binding; ATP binding. The coding region runs from base 140 to 3619 and encodes 1159 amino acids.
UAUAGGUUAGGUUUCUGACGCGAGGAUUUUUAGGUUAUGUACUCGGUUUGUUUAUGUUUUUAAUUGUCAAUUGUAUGAGUGAGUGCCUUAAAUUAUAUGCUAAUUUAUGUAUAAACUAAAAGUGCCACUUUAAAUUAAAAUGGAUAUAGUGAGGAAAAGUUAUGGGGCAAAGGUUAUUUUAGCUAGUGUAAGUUCAAGCAGUUCAUCCGAAGACAUCACUAAACCGAAAGGGGAGAGCUCUAGCAGCAGCGAAGGCUUGGGCACUGAAGAUAACUAUAAUAUUGAAACAGGCAGUUCAGACACAGAAGAAAACUUAGGGCGGGUCUUAUCGAAAAGACCCCUUAGUCCUGCCCUAUCAACUGCAUUAAAAAAAAAACCGAAAUUAUUUGAGGGUUCAAAAAAAAACGCCACUUUGAAUAAACUCGACUUGUCUGAUAGUAUAUCACCGUUGAACAGUUCCUAUGAUGCGUUUGCCACAUUUUUAAAUAAGGCCGCUGAUGAUACCGAGUUUAAAUGUCCUCCCACUCCUACCAAACAUGAGGAUGAUGAUGAUGAUUUAUUCUCUCAGUCUUUUAAUACUCAAAUAAUCAAUCAGAUAGAUGUGGCGAUCACCCACGAGGAGAGCACCUCCUUGACCGAUAGCGAGACCCUAACAAAUGACUCCUAUAAAUCUGAUAAAGUGAAAAGAGUUGAUGAUUUUAAAAUGCCCAUCCUCAAGUCGUUCACUGCAAAAAUAGCCUCGCUUAAAGUGAAAAAGGACAAGAGUGCCCUGUUUGUCGACAAGGAUGUCACCGCACUCUACAAGAAGGAGGUGGACGAUUUGUUCGAGAAGAUUCAGAGGUCGAUUCGUGAGUUGGGCACGGAAAAGCACGAGAACACAUUAAACGAUAAAAUGCUCGAGGUGUUCUUCGCCGAAGACUUCAACACUCAACCUCAAGACCUCAAUGAUCGAACCAUACAAGAGCAAUUGAACAAAACCAAAGAGGAAAUCGAGGAUUUGAGUUUCUUCGCUAAGGCGAAUUGCAGCUUCGGAAGCUUCAUCAGGCAGGCCCUGAUGAGUAAUGCGAGUAAAAGUGUUUGUGUCUCGCAAGCCGAAACGGUUAAUGCGGAUUUUACGUUGAACAGGACCCUGCCGGUGGACCCCGGUUUUGAGAAAUUAGGGGAUUUCUAUGAUAUGCCCCUGAGGGUUAAGGAGUUAAUUAAACAGCAUAAGGGGAUUGAGAGUUUGUAUGAUUGGCAACGGGAGUGUCUGAACAUGGCAAUGACCAACAGACCGAACCUGAUCUACGCCCUACCGACCAGCGGGGGUAAAACCCUCGUGGCCGAAAUACUGAUGCUACGCGAGCUCCUUUGUUACAAAAGAAACGCCCUGUUCGUCCUCCCUUACGUGUCUAUCGUACAGGAAAAGGUGUGGGAUUUCUCCCCAUUUGGGGUGGCCCUGGACUUCUUGGUGGAGGAGUACGCUUCCAGCAAAGGGAGCUACCCCCCCAAAAAGAGACGUAGGAAACGUUCGGUUUAUAUUGCCACCAUCGAGAAGGCUCUGGGGCUGAUUAACAGCUUAAUAGAACUAGGGAGGUUGAACGAAAUUGGCCUAAUUGUUAUCGAUGAGUUGCACCUGAUUGGCGAGGAGGGUCGGGGGGCCACCCUGGAGGCCCUACUUACCAAGAUCAUGUUUUUGAAUGGGCGUAUCCAGUUGGUCGGCAUGAGUGCAACUAUCGGCAACAUCAAAGAUUUGGCGCGAUUUUUGAACGCCGACGUUUACACCAAAAACUUUAGACCGGUGGAGUUGGUCGAGUACGUCAAGUGCGAAAAAGAGAUCGCGCGAGUCAACUGGGGGUGCGCGAGCGAGGAGGAUUUACUCACGGACGUGAAACGGUUGGAUUAUAAGUACUCCGAAGCGGUUUCUAAAGUGGAUCCGGACAUGUUGGGCGGGCUGGUCCUCCAAGUGAUCCCGAAAGGUUCCUGUCUCGUCUUUUGUCCUUCGAAAAACAAUUGCGAAAACGUCGUGCACCUGUUGUGUAAACUCACCAAGCCGCAUCUGAGGGAGUACAAGAAGGGGGAGAAGGACGCCCUGAUGGUGGCCCUCGGGGCCGAAACCGGUGAACUGUGUCACACGUUAAAGGUUUCGGUGCCUUUUGGGAUCGCUUAUCAUCACUCCGGUUUGACGGGGGAGGAACGGCGUCUGCUCGAAGACGCAUUUAGGGCUGGAGUUAUAUCUGUGAUAUGUUGCACCUCCACCUUGGCCGCGGGGGUAAACUUACCCGCUAAAAGGGUCAUCCUACGAUCGCCGUACAUCGGGAAAGAGUUCAUCAGUUUGGCGCGUUACAAACAGAUGGCGGGACGGGCGGGUCGCGCCGGUUACGGCGAAAUCGGCGAAAGCAUCAUAGUCACCUCGAAAUCGGACCUGCCUAAAGUGAAACGGUUGCUUAUGGGUCCCAUGAAUCGGGCCUUUUCCAGUUUACACCAGUGCGAGGGCGCCGGCUUGAGACAUUUGCUGUUAAGCUGCAUCGGUUUGGGCAUAGCGAACACCAGAUCGGACCUGCAAAAAGUCACGCGUGCCUCCCUAAUGUCCGUCCAAACGGACCAAUUGGAGGUGGACAUUAAGAAACUAACCGACGUUGCCAUAAAGAAACUCUUCAAACUGGGGGCUUUACAGGAGAGUAGCGAAAAGGGGCGGCAAAACUCUCAACGCGACGUUUCGGUCAGGUUGCGUUCAUCUUCCGGGUCAGAGUUGGAUGCCUCCUUGGACACCAUUUGCUCUAAUACCACUCAGAAGAAGAAGCGGGUUCUGAUGCUUACCAAUGCCAGUAAACUGGUGGUAAGCAGCUUGGGUACGGCGGCAAUUAAAGGUGGAUUGGACUUGUUACGUGCCCACGAACUCUACGACGACCUCUAUCAAGCUCAGAAGAGUUUAGUGCUGUUGAACUGUCUGCAUUUGCUCUAUCUGGUGACCCCCUAUGAGACCGCCGAGCAAAUCAAGCCGAACAUUCACGUGUAUUAUGAUGUGCUGACCCACUUGAACGAAAAGGAGCUGCAGACCGCCCGCGUCUUGGGUUUCGACGAGGGCGUGGUCGUCAAAAUGGCCACCGGUAAAGUCUCCAAGCAAAUCUCCGAAAAGGUCCUGAACCGUUUCUAUGUCACCCUGAUGUUGUACGACCUGUGGAACGAAACGCCGGUCUUUAAGGUCUCCGAAAAGUAUCAGAUCAACAGGGGGAUAGUGCAGAACCUGAUGACCUCCUCUGCGACGUUCGCCUCCAACGUUGUCAACUUUUGCGAGCAAUUAGACGAGUUUUGGGCCUUCGGUCAUCUGCUCAAGGGGAUGAGUCAAAGGUUGUCGCACUGUUGCAUCAAAGAGUUGGCCCCCUUGAUGGAACUGCCGGCUGUCAAACAGAGUCGCGCCAAACAAUUGUACGCCGCUGGUUACAAGCAAAUCCAGAGUAUCGCGAAGGCGAACGUUAACGAACUGGUCGAGAAGGUCGAGUAUAUGUCCAGGAGAACUGCUGGGCAGUUAAUUGCAGCGGCAAAGAUGAUUUUACUGGAAAAGGUGGAGAACCUUAGGGAGGAGGCGGAGGACGUCCUGGAAGGGGCGGACAUGUCCAGAACCCGUCAAUCAAGUUAAGUAUUUAAUUUAUUUUAAUUAAUUAAUUAAUUAAAUAAGGAGCCUUUGUACUAUU